Chelonoidis abingdonii (Abingdon island giant tortoise) is the source of this 1084-nucleotide messenger RNA. The record is from RefSeq and is a predicted model, not a curated record. NCBI's taxonomy places the organism in Eukaryota, Metazoa, Chordata, Testudines, Testudinidae.
UCCUCCCCCCCCCGAGGGAGCAGCCUAGACACCCCCCUUCCCGGGGAGCCCGGUCGGAGCCCCCUCCCCCGCAGCAGGGCUCGGGGCCGACCCACCGCUCCGUGUCACCUCCUCUCCCAGGGGGCGAGCGGCAGAGACCCCCCCCGGGGUGUGAGGGCUGCGGGGGCCCAACAUGGCGGAGGCAAAGGAGGAGGGACCCGGAGCUCGUGCCAGGUUUGAAGACAAAUCUAAUUCAGUUUUUGACAUUACAGAGAAAUGUGGUGAUAUUCUGGAUGCAGAAAUGUCUGAGGACGCGGAUCACAAUUUAAUACCUACCCUUGAAAGCAUAUCCUAUGAAAUGCAGAAUCGAACAGGAUCUGAAAACUCACUGCUGGAUGAAGAUGAUUAUUUUCUGAACUCGGGGGAUCUUGCAGGGAUUCCAGUUGUUGGGAGUGACAAUGAGGACGAUCAAAAUUUUACUUCAAAAGACAGUCUCCCAUCUACGAUUCAUGCUGAGGAUAACCUGGAGGAUGGAAAGAGAGUUACAGAACAUGAAUUGGACAGUGAAAAAGAAUUGCAAAUACAAAAUGCAAUCCAAAAGGACAUCACUUCAUCAUGUGAUCAGGGCCCUAUAUUUAAACCCAUUCGGAAGGAUUUUAGCAUAGCAAGAGAUAAUGGUAAAGAGACUUUUUCAACAAAAGAGAAAAGCAGAGAAGGACCUUUCCAAGAACAUGAAAAACGUUUGGAAAAAAUUCCUAAAGAGUUGGAUUCCAGAUUGAAAAGCAGUCUCCUUGAUAAAGCAGUUACUAAUCAAGUAGAAGAAACGUUACGGACACAGUUAGCACCACAGAUUCGAGAAACUAACUUCAGGGAGCCUAGCUACCUGUUUGCUAGCAAGGAAUCCAUUGGUCAGGAGCUGGGGAAUUCCUUUGCAUCAAAUAUUAGAAUUAAGGAAGAGCCUUUGGAUGAUGAAUAUGAUAAAGCUAUGGCACCACAGCAGGGACUGUUAGACAAAAUUAAAGAUGAACCUGAUAACUCUGAGGUAAGUCUGCCAUUACUUUUUAUAUUCUCGUUUCUUACAUCCAGUCCUAUAAACUGGAUAUGA